Ogataea angusta is the source of this 1833-nucleotide messenger RNA. RefSeq lists its product as uncharacterized. Lineage: Eukaryota; Fungi; Ascomycota; Pichiomycetes; Pichiales; Pichiaceae. Gene Ontology annotation, biological process: apoptotic process; proteolysis. Bases 1 to 1833 code for a protein of 610 amino acids. Gene Ontology annotation, cellular component: trans-Golgi network. Gene Ontology annotation, molecular function: serine-type carboxypeptidase activity. The transcript has a single exon. The record is from RefSeq and is a predicted model, not a curated record.
AUGAGUCGGUAUUUUUUACUAGCGUGCACGUUGGCUCUGCAAUGUGCCGCGGCCUCCCAGGAGGACUACAUAGUCAAAGAUCUGCCUGGGCUCUCGAAUAUCCCGGCCGCGGCGAGGCCAGUGAUGCAUGCCGGACACCUUGAACUAAAUGCAGACAACAACACCGAGCUGUUCUUCUGGCGAUUCCAGGACCCAAGAGCCAACAGGACUCACAACAUGCUCCACCGUGACGAGCUCAUUGUCUGGCUGAACGGCGGCCCCGGCUGUUCGUCGAUGGACGGAGCCAUGAUGGAAACAGGCCCCCUGCGGGUCACAGACAACCUGGAGGUGGAGCUGAACCCUGGAUCGUGGACACAGGUGGCCGAUCUCGUGUUUGUGGACCAGCCGGCCGGUACAGGGUUUUCGUACACGGACUCCUACGACACCGAACUAAAACAAGCAGCACAGCAUUUCUGGCAGUUUCUGAAAACAUACUACGAGCUAUUCCCGCAGGACCGCACGAAAAAACUGUAUCUGGCGGGCGAGUCGUACGCAGGCCAGUACAUCCCAUACUUCGCAAAGGAAAUAGAUGAGAACAACUCGUUAAACAUCACUCUAGAGGGCCUGUUGAUUGGCAACGGCUGGAUCGACCCGGAUAUCCAGUCUCUGUCGUACGUUCCGUUCAGUUUGGAGGCCGGCUUCUUGGACCGCCAAAGUCCGUCGAUGUCCCAAAUCCUCAAGCAGCACGAAAAAUGCCAGCAGGCCAUCGACGACCCUUCCAAUCACGAUUUCGAGAAAUUAGAGUGCGUCAAAAUAUUCAACAGCAUUUUAACAGCCACGAAAGACGCAUCGAAGCCCGCCAACGAACAAUGUGUCAACAUGUACGACUAUCGCAAACACGAUUAUUUCCCUGCAUGCGGGUCUAACUGGCCAGAAGACCUGCCCAACGUGACCAAAUUCCUGAAUCUGGAUGCUGUGCAAAAAGCCCUGAACCUGAAGUCUCCCAAGAGAUGGCACGAGUGUGACGGGAAAGUCGAGUUCUUCUUCCGGCCGGAGCACUCUGCCAAAUCGUUCGACCUGCUGCCGAAACUGCUGGAGAAAAUCAAAAUCACCCUGUUUGCUGGCGACAAGGACAUUAUCUGCAACCACAAAUCGAUAGAAAUGCUGAUUGAAAAAUUGCAAAUUUCACCAGGACAAUUUGGCUUCACACAGAGCAGAAAGUCUGGCUGGAUCUACGACGGGCAAGAAGUGGGCGAGAUCGAGACACAGUCCAACCUCACGUACGUCAAGGUGUUCAAUUCGUCGCAUAUGGUGCCUUACGACCUGCCGGAGGUGAGCAGGGGACUAUUUGAUAUAAUCACUAAUUCUGUUGAAAAACGGUCGACAGACGUCGUGACGCCCGUUUACGAUAGCAAGGGCAACUACAAGUUUGUGGAGGAGAAACAGGAAACCGAUCAGGACAACGAGAAAGAGAAAGAGAAACCGGCCAAGCACCACCACAGUCUCACGUUCUACGUGGCAGAGGUGGUGAUACUGGCGGUGCUGGCCUGUCUGCUUUACAGCUUCUACAAGUCCUUCGCCAAAUCGCGUAAAUCUGCAUUCCUAUCCCUCUCUUCCAAGAAAAAGAAGAAGCAGGUGCACUGGUUCGACGAGAGCGACGUAGGAAUGGACCAGGAAGCCGGCGAGGCAGAUCACAAGCCCAAGAGCAUGCUGGAGUCGGUGUUCAACAAGCUGGGAUAUGGAGGACAGUAUGACACGGUGCGGGACGCUCCCGACAUCGAGAUGGCGCCGGUCGAAGAGCACGAAGACCAAUUCAUCAUUCAAAGCGACGAGGAAGAGUUUGGCCACAGAUAG